AUGGGAAUUCGUCUACCUUCUCUUCUCUUUAGUGCCAAACAAAUUCUGAAGACACAGUCAGUAUCUGUACAAGGUCAAUCCAACGUACCCAAAGGUCACAUUGCAGUAUACGUGGGAGAAAUUCAGAGGAAGCGGUUUUUGGUUCCAAUAUCUUACUUGAACCAUCCUUCAUUUGUAAAUUUGCUCAGUAGGGCUGAAGAAGAGUUUGGAUUCAACCAUCCAACAGGAGGUUUGACCAUUCCCUGCAAUGAAGAAGCCUUCAUAGAUGUCACCUCCAGACUGUAUACUUCAUAAAAGAUUGAAAAAAAAAAAAAGAGCAAUCCAACUUGCAGUUUUGACCACUUUUCUUUUCAUUUUCUGUCUAUAGAAGGUAGAGUUGAAUGUCAAUGUAAAGGGAAUCUUUAUAUGUAGAUGAUUAGAUAAGAAAAGGUGGAACGAAGCCACUUGAACAUCAAUGACAAAUAUCAGUUGCAAUG
Cucurbita maxima (winter squash) is the source of this 476-nucleotide messenger RNA. Its product is annotated as auxin-responsive protein SAUR22-like. NCBI's taxonomy places the organism in Eukaryota, Viridiplantae, Streptophyta, Magnoliopsida, Cucurbitales, Cucurbitaceae. The record is from RefSeq and is a predicted model, not a curated record. The coding region runs from base 1 to 294 and encodes 97 amino acids. The transcript has a single exon. Gene Ontology annotation, biological process: response to auxin.